UGUUGGCACGUAGCCGCUUAUUUUCCCCCUUUUUUUAAUCCACGCAUUCAUUUCACUUGUGUGAAAUAUUCGCCAGCGAACUCCAGGCAGAAAGCAAACCACUUGAAAUGACUGAAACCUUCAGAGAAAGCCGUUUAAAGAAAUAACUGGGUGCGACGGUUGAAGUUAACUGGCAAAAAAUAUAACCAUGGUGGUGGCAAGUUGGUGGCGGAUGGCACACAAGACGGGAUAGUUGAAACACUGCACUUUUGGCAGAGGAUGGAUGCGUGCGGAUAGCAUUAUAACUAAUCUCCGGGAUCAAGUAAAGGACGUCAAGGUUUAGAUGUAAAGUUGAAAGUCAAACCGCAGGAGAAAGGGGAGUCUCCGCCCGGAGCGAGACGAGGAGGACGAGGAGGAGGCAUGACGUCUCGGUCCGUGCCGCUUUCUGACUUGCUAAGGCCACUGUUCUACUUUGCUGCUGUAAGGUAGAGCAGCCCCACUCUGCCUGGGAAGCUGUGACAGACGGACGGAUAGACUGCCCUGAGAAGAGUUCUCCUUUUAAUGGAUGCCAGGGUGGCCCUGCUGCUCUUACGGACAGGUCUUGUCCUGCUGACAGCUGAACUGAAGUGGAUUGAUGCCGCAGAGGUCUACACCAACACUUGGGCUGUCCACAUCAAUGGGGGACCAGGGGUGGCUGACCGCAUCGCCAGGGAACAUGGUUUCAUCAACCACGGAAAUGUUUUUGGAGAUUAUUAUCACUUCAGGCAUCAUGCCGUGGAGAAGAGGGCUUUGUCUGGCCAUGAGGGGAUGCACAUCAGACUGGAAAAAGAAGCACAGGUCCUGUGGGCGGAGCAGCAAGUGGUGAAAAAAAGGAAGAAGCGGGACGUCUAUGAAGACCCCACAGACCCUGAUUUCCCCAAGCAGUGGUAUCUGUCCACCCCAACACACCAAGACCUGAAUACAAAAGCAGCCUGGGCUCAGGGCUACACAGGAAGAGGCGUAGUGGUGACCAUACUGGAUGACGGCAUUGAGAAAGACCAUCCUGACCUCAUCACCAAUUAUGACCCUGAGGCCAGCUAUGACGUUAAUGAUGGAGAUGCUGACCCCCAGCCAAGAUACACGCAGCGAAAUGAGAACAGACAUGGAACUCGAUGUGCAGGAGAAGUGGCGGCCGCAGCCAACAACGGCGUGUGCGGCAUAGGUGUGGCCUACAACGCUAAAAUUGGAGGAGUUCGUAUGCUGGACGGGGAGGUGACAGACGUGGUGGAGGCUCAUUCUCUGAGCCUCAACCCUCAGCACAUCCACAUAUACAGCGCCAGCUGGGGCCCAGAAGAUGACGGCAAGUCGCUGGACGGCCCUGCCAAGCUGGCCAAGGCAGCUUUCCUCCAGGGAAUCACAAAGGGACGCAGCGGACUGGGCUCCAUCUUUGUUUGGGCCUCGGGUAACGGUGGCCGGGAGCAAGACAGCUGCAACUGUGACGGCUACACCAACAGCAUUUACACGCUGUCCAUCAGCAGCACCACACAGUCCGGUAACGUGCCGUGGUACAGCGAGCCCUGCUCUUCCACCCUCGCUACCACCUUCAGCUCUGGAAACCCGGGGGAGAAGCAGAUAGUGACCACAGACUUGAGGCAAAAAUGCACAGACUCUCACACAGGGACGUCCGCUUCAGCCCCGCUGGCUGCCGGCAUUAUCGCGCUGGCUUUGGAGGCCAACAUGAAUCUCACCUGGAGGGACAUGCAGCACCUCGUGGUACGAACAUCACAACCCGGGCACCUCAGCGCCGGAGACUGGAAAACCAACGGAGUGGGACGCAGAGUGAGUCAUUCGUACGGCUACGGGCUCCUGGAUGCAGGUGCUAUGGUGGCUUUGGCGCAGAACUGGACGUCAGUGGGGCCACAGCACCAGUGUGUUAACACAAUGCUUACGGAACCGAGAGACAUUGGAAACAAGCUGGUGUUCAGCAAGAGCGUGGAUGCCUGCUGGGGACGACCGGAGUAUGUCAGCUCUCUGGAACACGUUCAGGCUCGCCUCACUCUCUCCCACAACCAGAGAGGAAAAUUGGCCAUUCAUCUCAUCAGCCCACUGGGCACACGCUCCACCCUGCUGUUCCCGAGACCCAAUGACUACUCCUCCGAGGGGUUCAACGACUGGGCCUUCAUGACCACCCACUCGUGGGACGAGGAUCCUCAAGGAGAGUGGAUUCUGGAAAUAGAAAACGUGGCAGCUAAUGGACGUGACUAUGGUGUGUUGAGUCAGUUCACCCUCAUCCUGUGGGGUACGGGACCCAGCGUCGUCAACCCAUCAUCGCCCGACUUCCCUCGGCCGUCCAACAACAGCUGCAAGACAUUUGACGCCCAGCAGAUUUGUAUCGAGUGCAGCCCUGGGUUCUCCCUCUUCCUCCAGGGUUGUGUGAAGUUGUGUCCUCCAGGCUUCACGUCGGGCCCACAGCUCCUCAACCUCUCUCUGGAGAACUGGGUGGACUUAUCCUCCGUCCAGGCCUGCCUGCCCUGCAACCCCGCCUGCCUCACCUGCUCGGGCACCGGGCCCACAGACUGCCUGUCCUGCCCGCCCCACAGCCACCUGGUCCUCACCUCCUGUCUGCACCAGAACCAGGUCCAGCGGAAGUCCCCUCUGACAGGAGGACUCCAGGGUGAUGGAGCACAGCCAGAGGGGGAGAUCCCAGCGGCAGCAGACCACCACAGCGUAGAAACAGAGGAACCUCCGGGGCUCAGCGGCGCUCCGUCCACUCAGCUGCCUGCCGUCGUGGCCGUUCUCAGCUGUGCCUUCAUCCUGGCUGCCUUCGUCGGGGUCUUCCUCUUGCUGCAGAUACGCUCAGGGGGCGCUGCUUUAGGCUGGAGGACCAAACUGCCCUCUGGGUUUUCAGACACGAGAGGGGUGCGGGUGGGCUUUGGUUUUGGCUUCCGCCAGGGACGGGAGAGGAAGGCACGGAUAUGCUAUAAGGGGAUCCCCACUGUGUGGGCGGACGAGGACACGAUCGCCUAUGAGUCUGAAUCAGACAGCGAGGAGGUGGACGGCCACAGCGAGAGGACAGCUUUCAUCAAGACGCAGAGCUCAAUCUAGCUGAAGCUGCAUCUGCAUCCAGAUCAGACUGUAUGGAGCCGAGAGGUGAAGCAGAAGCGCACAGGAUCAGACAAAACACAAAACACAGGCCUUACUGUCCCAUCAGCACGCCAUCCAAACGCAUUAAAGAGUCACUCAUU
Messenger RNA from Stegastes partitus (bicolor damselfish), 3203 nucleotides. RefSeq names its product furin (paired basic amino acid cleaving enzyme) b (gene furinb). Lineage: Eukaryota; Metazoa; Chordata; Actinopteri; Pomacentridae. The transcript has 16 exons. Gene Ontology annotation, molecular function: serine-type endopeptidase activity. Gene Ontology annotation, biological process: peptide hormone processing. Bases 541 to 3063 code for a protein of 840 amino acids. Gene Ontology annotation, cellular component: Golgi membrane; trans-Golgi network. The record is from RefSeq and is a predicted model, not a curated record.